Sitodiplosis mosellana (orange wheat blossom midge) is the source of this 2264-nucleotide messenger RNA. RefSeq names its product modifier of mdg4. Lineage: Eukaryota; Metazoa; Arthropoda; Insecta; Diptera; Cecidomyiidae. Gene Ontology annotation, molecular function: protein binding. Gene Ontology annotation, biological process: regulation of transcription by RNA polymerase II. The transcript has 6 exons. Bases 257 to 1483 code for a protein of 408 amino acids. Gene Ontology annotation, cellular component: nucleus. The record is from RefSeq and is a predicted model, not a curated record.
AUUCAUUUCGCGCUCAAUACCAACAACCGACUCGAAUGAUACGAAGCGCCCCCAGCCUGACUCCGUGCAAACUAACGGAGUUUGUAUUAUUUGGUAUGUCAAUAACUAGAUUGCUCGUAAUCUACUGAAUCUGAGGCAGCAAGAGAAAAAAAAAUACACCAUUCAUUACCUGAAAAAAGUGUAAUAAUAGUUAAGUGUAUCGUGUGCUAACGCAGGUUUUUCGUGUGAUUAUUUCAUAGCUGAAGCCAUUGGCAGUAUGUCGUCGACUCAGCAAUUUUCCCUCAAGUGGACAAACUAUACAAAUCACAUUACAAAUGCGUUCGACUCGUUGCGGUCGAAAGAGGAUUUUUGUGAUGUUACACUGUGUGUAGAGGGCCGAAAAAUUCGUGCCCACAAAGUGCUGUUGUCCGCAUGCAGCACCUACUUCAAAGAGAUAUUCAAAGAAAAUCCGUGCCAGCAUCCGGUGAUUAUAUUCAAGAAUGUCAAAUAUGACGAUUUGUUAUCAAUCGUCGUGUACAUGUACCAAGGUGAGGUGAACAUCGAACAGGAUGCGUUGCCGACUUUUUUGCAUACCGCCGAAAUGCUAUCGAUUCAAGGUCUGACUGAAGACGAUAGUACACAGUCAGAUAAGAGUAUAACUAUUGCGGUUCCACCACCUCCGCCACCACAACAACAAACUGUCGUUGCUGCGGCAUUGGCCACUCACACCCCACAGAAUACCAUCACGAUUCAUGGACAAACCAUCAGUAAAACCGUUCGUGAUGCCACACAUCUGACCGGCCAGAAAUUCACACUAUCCAAACCAAUCUCAAUCAUUGGCACAAAUGCAGCGGCCGUCGAUCAAAUUGUCUACACAACCAUGGCACAGGCACCAACAACUAUCAUGCAAGCUGAUGUCAUUCCAGCCAAGAGGAAGCGAAAAAUUGUAACGCCCGCUGAGUCGAAGACGGUGACUUACAGUGAAAACAGCCCACAGAAACCAUCCGAGCAAACUGUAUCCCCCGUCGCCAAGCGAACUGAACAUGAAAACGAGGAGUUUUUGAAGCAAGAAAUGGAAGCAGACAUCUCAGCCGAAUACGACGAAGAGGACAAGCCAUAUCAGACAGAGGGCGAUGGUGAAAUCGCAACUUACGAAAGUGGAUCUCAAGACAAUGCAAACAAAACUGAUGACGAUUUUGACAAGCCAAAACUAGCGACUCCAGCUGAGCUGGGACGUUUAUUUUCAUCCGGAACACCCACUCCUGACGCCAAACGAUCUGGACAAGGAGCCGCAACGGACGGUCAACCGAGUAAAUGGUCUCAAUGCCAAUUCUGCAAACUUGUCAUAACUACGGUCAAUUUGUGGAGACACAUACGAACACAACAUACUGAACAGUCGCCGCGCCAAUGUGAACAUUGCCAAAAGAAAUUCAAAAAUAAAUACAGUCUGCGUGAACAUGUGCGCAUUGCUCAUGAGCAAAAGCCCGGCUCUGCCACAACCUAAACCACCGUUUCGUAAUGCGCCAUACACAUUUUGCGCGAAAUUCUUCUUUUCCCUCUCUAUCUCUCACAUAGCAUGGAGAUUUUGUUCAGAAGAAAAAAACAAAUCGAAAGACAUGAACUAUGAAGAUUUUUAUCGUGCAUGAUCACAUACACAUUUUCAUGGUGCCAUAACAAUUGAUCCGCUCCGCUGACAGAUCUAAAACAAAAUUUCAAGCACAAAAUAGACUUUAUUUUUUGCCAAAAGAAAUGGACCGAUAUCCACUUUCGAUACGAGUUGAUUUUUUUACGAGUGUGCACACAUUGUUUUAUGAUUCAGAAAAAAAAAAAAUUUUAAUUCCAUACAUAUUUUUAAUGAAUAGCUUCUAAUUUUGCGUCCAUUAUUAAAAAAUAAAAACAACAACAACAACCCACUCUAGUUUGCAAGCGUGCGAUUGAUAUUAGAUUCUUUUCAAUAUAAUUUAUGAGAAACAAACACAGAAUAACCAUUGGACAAGCAAAUUUAACACUUAUUUAUGUAACAAUAACGAAUUGAAGCGAUAGUUUUGGAAUAUCAAUGCAAACACAACUUCUGGUUUGCAACUCGAUUGCAAACCGUAAUAAGUUCCGUUUUUUUGUACGAGUUUAAGUGAAAUUUAAUUGAUUAUUUUUUCUAAAUGUAGCAUUCUGCCGUUGGGCAGCAAACAAACUAUUUCAAGUGUCAGAAAAAUGAAACAUACUACUUUUAAGCCCAACUGUACAAAUGAAAUGAAGAAUAAAAUUAUGUCUUUUUUGAAUGAAGAAUA